Messenger RNA from Rosa chinensis, 3338 nucleotides. RefSeq names its product TORTIFOLIA1-like protein 2. The coding region runs from base 368 to 2854 and encodes 828 amino acids. Gene Ontology annotation, molecular function: microtubule binding. The transcript has 8 exons. The record is from RefSeq and is a predicted model, not a curated record. Gene Ontology annotation, cellular component: microtubule. Lineage: Eukaryota; Viridiplantae; Streptophyta; Magnoliopsida; Rosales; Rosaceae.
CCAAAGGCUCUGAUUUUCUCGAACUCCGUUGAACGCUUUCUCAGAUUCCUUCUCUUUCAAAAUUUAAUCAUAUUUUAAUAAAAGUUCGUAAAUCUCGAACCGCAUUCAAAUUUCCCUUCUUUAUAUCUCUGCAUUUAUUUUCGUAAAAAGCCCAGAAAUUUAAAACCAAAAUGGGGGAAGAACAAGAGGAAGCUCUCAUACUUCGCUCGGAUUCCACCACCCCGAAGCUUCCUUUUCAUCUGGGCAAGUUCCCUCUGGAGUUAAAUGUCAAUAUGUGAUUUUAGUGAUUUGAUUCCUAGAGUUAGGAAGUGGGGUUCUUGAUUGUGGAGGGAAUAGGUGGAAUUUGGGGCUAUUGGGUUAGGAUUCGAUGAUCAAGAUGAAGGCGUAUGCGCAUGUUAAGGGGAGAGGAGCUGGGAGGGUCACUGUGCAACAGGUGGUUUUCGAGCUCAAACAAAAGGUGGUUAUUGCGCUGAACAAGCUUGCUGAUCGGGAUACUUACCAAAUAGGUGUCGAGGAGCUGGAGAAAAUGGCGGAGUGCUUGAACCCAGAUGGGAUUGCUCCGUUUCUGUCGUGUAUUUUGGAUACAGAUUCGGAACAGAAGAGUGCAGUGAGAAAGGAAUGCAUUAGGUUGAUGGGUACAUUAGUGAGGUAUCAUGAGGGGCAUGUUGGAAUGCAUCUUGGUAAGAUGGUUGCCAGUAUUGUUAAGCGACUAAAAGACCCGGACUCUGUUGUGAGAGAUGCAUGUGUGGAGACUGUUGGUGUUCUGGCAUCAAAAUUGAGUGAUGGUAGGGGUGACGGUGAUGGGGUCUUUGUUGUCUUAGUAAGGCCACUUUUCGAAGCUCUGGGUGAACAAAACAGGCAGGUUCAGUCAGGUUCAGCAUUGUGCCUAGCAAGGGUCAUUGAUAAUACUCAUGAUCCCCCGGUUUCAAUUCUGCAGCCAAUGUUGAAUCGAACGAUAAAGUUGCUCAAGAAUCCACAUUUCAUGGCUAAGCCAGCUGUUAUUGAGUUGAACAGGAGCAUUAUCCAGGCAGGGGGUGCACCAACACAAAACAUUCUCUCCGGUGCAAUGGGAAGUAUUCAAGAAUCUCUCAAGAGUAAUGACUGGGCAACACGCAAAGCUGCAUGCAUAGCUUUAGGGGAGAUAGCUUCAAGUGGUGGAUCCAUCUUGGGCUCUUUUAAGGCUUCCUGCAUUCGUUCCCUUGAAUCAUGUCGCUUUGACAAGGUGAAACCAGUUAGGGAUACUGUCCUACAGGCACUGCAGUGCUGGAAAAGUCUUCUAGGAGCUGACACUCCUGAACCUUCAGAAGCUGGCUCUUCCAUUAAAGAAAAUUUCUUUGGUGGUGACUACAGUGAUAUCACAAGUGCCAGUGAAUCUGGAAGGAAAGAUCGCUCGCUCAGGAAAGCUGUUAUUGGUGCGACUAAGAGCAGGAUUCCUUUGUCUGGCAGAAGAACACGUCCAAAUCAUGUGGAAAAUCAUCAACGUUCCAGUGAAGAUGAUUGGCAUAUUGAAAUUGCAGUUCCUAAAGCCCACAAUGCUUCUUUGCCAGAAUAUCAGAAUGAGGAAUCUGAGGGUAGCACUAUUACUAAGACAUUAGAAAGGAUGAGCACUGAUGUUACAAGCACACAUGAUAUGGGAUAUGAAUAUGUUCACAUGGAUGAAAAACAAGAAUGUUCUUCUCGGUCCAAUAUUGUCACUGAUGACAUUGACACUAAGUUUGUCACAGUUUCUUGUAACAGUCUUGAGGAGAGUAGUUCGCAGAAGCCAGUGGGAAGAAAUCAGCGGUUUGCAGCAGUUGAAGGUUUAAGUAGUGAGAAAAUAUACUCUGAAAGAGAUCGUAGAAGUCUCGAUUCAACUGUGACAGAAUCAGAUUCUCAUACUCCACAUGGAUGUUGUUCACAAAUGGCAAAUGAAGUGUCGUGCAUUAGAAAACAACUCUCAGAAAUUGAAAACAAGCAGUCAAACUUAAUGGAUCUUUUACAGGCAUUUACAUCUGGUGUAAUGGGUAGCUUGUCUAUGUUACAAACAAGGGUGGUAGGCCUAGAACAUGUUGUAGAUAGAUUAUCUCAGAACCUAGUACAUAGGGAGGAGCAUUCCAAUUUAGCAACCUCCAAACUCAUGAAGCAAAACCAAAGUGUGCAUUCUCCGAGACUCUCUACAUGCACUCCUAGGCCAUCUAUAGAUAUGCGCAACAGGCAGCCUUCACUGUUGUCCGUGAAACAUUCUGAUAUUUGGGAGGAAAACACAUUUGUGAGGACCCAAGCAAACAAUUCUGCAAGACAAGGUACAGAGACAUGGAGCAAUACUAAGGUGAAACUUACCAGGAAUCCUGCUGGAAAAGAUAUUCGGAAAAGUUCUGGGCAGGGAACACAGAGGACAAGUCAAACAAGGACUGAUGCUAUGUUUACCUCAGCUUCUAGUGCCAAAGUUAGACAAAAUGUUUUAGAAAGCAAGAAUAACCUCUGGAAACAGGUGAAGGGUUUGCUCUGUGAAGGCGACUUAGAUUCUGCAUAUGUUGAAGCUCUUUGUUCUGGUGAUGAAAUUGUUCUGAUUGAACUUCUUGAUAGAACUGGUCCAGUUCUAGAAUGCUUGUCACCUAAAACUGCCGGCGAUGUCCUCAGCACUUUAGCAUCAUAUCUUGUAGAGCAAAGGUUUAUCAACACAAUAAUCCCUUGGUUGCAGCAGAUUGCUGAUUUGAGCACCACUCAUGGACCAAAUUACUUUGGGCUGUCUGCAAAAGCAAGGCAAGAAUUCUUGUCUUCUGUUCAGGAAGCUGUAAAUAUGGAAUUUGUCAAUUCUUCGGAGAGAAGAUCUAUCACUCAAUUAGCUAUGAAGUUCCAGCAUAACUGGGGUUAGUGCUCGAAUAAUAAAUCAGUCAUGAGAGUUAAUGUUGAACAUUUUAGUAAUUAGUACGAUCUUAACCAGACGAUGGUCCAAGUCUGGUCACUCACCAUCUUUUCUCAAUUAGAGUUUUUUUGCCUUUUGUAUGUAAUUUCUCCAUCUUGUAAGACGUAGCUUCUCCAUUUUCUGCAGUGUUUGUGUUUCCAUUAUCGGUAUACUUACGUUUAGGUUUUAUUAAUCAGACUCUGUGAGGAAAUCUCUUGCCUGUGGACGUGUUCAAUUUCUUUUACUCGUAGAAAUAUUCAAUUUAUUUUGCUAAACAAUGAAGUUUGAAAUUCCAACAAAGAGCUUUCUAUAUUUGUCAGCAUUUUUAAUCUUGGGAAUAUUGAGAAACUGCAUCCUCUACAUCCAUGCAAUCAAACCGUCAAACAAACGGGAAUAGAGCUUGCGGUUCAACUUUUAAUACAAGCAUUGCUCGACACAAACCCAAAAAAAAAAA